AUGUCUCGAUUCCUGUUUAUAACUUUGUUUUCCAAUCUCACAGGGGAGGAAUUCCGGCUGAUCCUGGUCGGAAAGUCGGGUGGUGGGAAGAGUGCCACAGGCAACACCAUCCUCGGCCGGAGAGAGUUUGAGUCCAUCUUGACAGCAAAGGUCACCACCCUGAGGUGCCAAAGGGGACAGGGAAUCUGGCAGGGCACAAAAAUCUCCGUGGUUGACACGCCAGCCAUGUUCGAUUCUGACAACUACAAUGAGAUUGUGCGACGUGAGGUCAUGGCUUGCGUCAAAUUCUCCUGGCCUGGCCCGCAUGUCCUCAUUUUGGUAACCCAGACGGGACGCUUCACCGCGGAAGACGUGACCGCUGCAAAAUGUGUCUGGGAUAUCUUUGGGGCUGAGUCCACCAGGCACACAAUCAUCCUCUUCACCUGCGUGGAGGAUUUGGGCGGGGACUCCCUGCAGGAGUACGUCCGAAACUCCGACAACAAGAAUCUGCAGGACCUGAUCCAGCAGUGCGGCAACCGCUUGUGCGGGUUCAACAACAAGGCGGUGGGAGCCGAGCGGGAGAGGCAGGUCUCGGAGUUGAUGGAGAUGGUGCAGAGAACCGUUUUGGCGAAUGGGGGGAGAUACUAUGUCAACCGGCUGUACUCGGAGCCCAACUUACGGGAUGAGCACAUCCAGAUGUUCAUCAGGCAGAAUCGAAAUCCGUACAGAUGGAUCAUUUUCCUUCCAUUCUGGUUCUUUCAGGUUUGCAAAACGUUGUGUUCCAACAUACUUGACAAGCAUAUCCAAAGGCUAUGCAAGAGCAUCAUCAACCUGCUCCUCCUUCCAUAUCGGCUCACUGUCUGGGUUUGGGAACAGGUGUGCUCCAUCAUAAGAAAUACAAGAAAGGUAUUUCACGCAGUGUAUCGUUGGUUUUUCCGUAGGGAUUAA
This is a messenger RNA of Thamnophis elegans (Western terrestrial garter snake), 927 nucleotides long. Its product is annotated as GTPase IMAP family member 1-like. The transcript has a single exon. Bases 1 to 927 code for a protein of 308 amino acids. The record is from RefSeq and is a predicted model, not a curated record. Gene Ontology annotation, molecular function: GTP binding. NCBI's taxonomy places the organism in Eukaryota, Metazoa, Chordata, Lepidosauria, Squamata, Natricidae.